Molecule: messenger RNA, 4944 nt
Organism: Chinchilla lanigera (long-tailed chinchilla)
Lineage: Eukaryota; Metazoa; Chordata; Mammalia; Rodentia; Chinchillidae
Gene: Slc17a4
Product: solute carrier family 17, member 4
Exons: 12
Coding region: 114-1610 (498 amino acids)
Biological process (GO): monoatomic anion transport; transmembrane transport
Molecular function (GO): transmembrane transporter activity
Source: RefSeq, a predicted model, not a curated record
CCCAGGGGAUUAGACAACUGGAAAAAACUGAGAGAAAUGAAUUCGAAAAGAAUGAGGAACCUGCAUGCUACCUCCCUCAGGUAAAGGCCAGUCCUGGGGAGGAGAGCACCGCCAUGGCUACUGGGGCAGACUUUAAGGCUGCAGGGGAAAAUAUCCCCAAUGAUGGCGACUCCCACCUCGCUGAGGAGCGAUCUUGCAGGAAAGGCUUUUGCACAGUCCGACAUGGGCUGGCCAUCAUUUUGCAGCUCUGUAACUUUUCAAUCUACACCCAACAAAUGAAUCUGAGCAUCGCCAUUACAGCUAUGGUGAACCACACAGAGGCCAGCCAGCCCAACUCCUCCACAGAGCAGCCCUUUGUGGAUGCCCAGGGCAACUGGAAUGAAACCUUAAAGGAAGCAAAGGCACUGGCCCCUGUUUAUAACUGGAGUCCUGAAAUCCAGGGAGUCCUCCUCAGCUGCCUCAACUAUGGCUCAUUCCUGGCUCUGAUCCCCACUGGCUAUGUGGCUGGGAUAUUUGGAGCCAAGUAUGUGGUUGGCUUUGGCUUGUUUGUUUCCUCAGUCCUGACGCUCUUCUUUCCACUGGCGGCUGAUGUUGGAGUGGCCUUGCUCAUUGUCUUCCGGGUCAUCCAAGGCAUUGCCCAGGUUAUGGUAUUAACAGGUCAAUACUCAAUUUGGGUCAAAUGGGCUCCCCCACUGGAAAGGAGUCAACUCACCACCAUUGCUGGGUCAGGGUCAAUGCUGGGGACCUUCAUUGUUCUCCUUGUUGGUGGUCUCCUCUGCCAGACCAUAGGAUGGCCUUAUAUCUUUUAUAUAUUUGGUGGAAUUGGCUGUGCCUGCUGCCUUCUCUGGUUUCCUCUGGUCUAUAAUGACCCUGGGAGUCAUCCCUUCAUCAGUACCAGUGAGAAGAGGUUCAUUGUGCGCUCAUUGUCUCAGCAGGACUGUUCUCCUGGCUGGUCUCUUCCAAUUAAAGCUAUGAUCAAAUGUCUACCACUUUGGGCCAUUAUAGUCUCCUAUUUCUGUGAAUACUGGCUUUUCAAUAUCAUAAUGGCAUACACGCCCACUUAUAUCAGCUCUGUACUUCAAGCCAGCCCCAAAGAUAGUGGGAUCCUCUCGGCCCUGCCCUUCGUUGUUGGUUGCAUCUGCAUUGUCCUUGGAGGCCUAUUGGCAGAUUUUCUUCUCUCCAGAAAAAUCCUCAGACUCGUCACCAUCAGGAAAGUCUUCACUGCCAUAGGAGUUUUCUUCUCAUGUAUGUUUCUGGUACCUCUGCCUUGGGUCAGAUCCAGCCAAGGCGCCACCAUGACCUUCUUGGUUCUGUCUGCUGCCUCCAGCAGCUUCUGUGAAUCAGGAGCCCUUAUUAACUUCUUGGAUAUCGCUCCUCGGUAUGCUGGCUUCCUCAAGGGACUAUUGCAGGUCUUUUCACACAUAGCUGGAGCCAUCUCUCCCACUGUAACUGGAGUUCUCAUCAGUCAGGGUUCAGAUUCAGAGGCUGGAUGGAGAAAUGUGUUCUUGAUUGCAGCUGCUAUUGAUAUAGUGGGACUGAUCUUCUACCUCAUUUUUGCCAAAGCAGAAGUGCAAGACUGGGCAAAGGAUCAGGCACUCACCCACCUCUGAGCCCAUGGAGUGCUGUGUGAGGUCCCAACAUUUGCUAGUUCCCUAUUUUCCACACAGCCUUACCCUUUUGGGUCUGCUUGACUGAUUUGCCAUUUAAUUGCAAUUGGCUUUGUUUCCAGUGUCUUCUCAGAAACCUUGACUAUCUAAUAUGGAAGGUUUUAGCAAGAUUGGAAUUUUUUUAUAGGAGAAAAAAGGCUCAUUAUUUAAUAUGAGAAGUAUAUGCAUAUAUGCAUGAAUUUCUCAAUGUCUUCUAUGCUUCUCACUGUUUUGCUGAAAAAAGCAUCAAGUAUAGGAGGACAUUUUUCUCACUAAAGUGGAAGAGAAAGCAGGACCAUGGCAGUGAGGCUGAGAAUUACCAGGAAAGUGGGAACCAAACACCAGAAGAUGAACCCAAGAGCUUCCAUCAAAAGAAAGGCAGAGGCUAUGGGAAGCAGUGUCCCCAACCUCAAGUCUGGGGCCAGGAGGCCCUGCUCCAAAGCUAAGUGGCUCUCACAUGCCUGAGGAGGAGAAUAGGGCACUGCAGGCUAUGUGUGCUUCCCUGAACAGUGACAAGAAGGACAAUAAAGAGUGAACCCACCAGGACAAGAGGAGUGAACUCUCCUCCAACUAAUGCACGUGGGGCAGUUGACUUCACCUUUCCCAGACAACUCACCUAGCCAGGUGCUAGCUUUGGGCCAGUACCUUCCUUACCUGCACUGUGCAGCACUCCCCAGAGUUGGCUUUUCCAGUGAUGGCUUCUUCCUGGCUAUCUGACCUCUGCCCUACAUCUACCUGGCGGACCCGUGCAGAUGCAUCAGUGAGUGAACUGUCCAGUUCUCUCUUGUCUCCAUGAACCUUUCUUCAGGGGAUCACUCUUGUCUCUGCUUCUCUGAUUCUUGGGGUCUUUCCCACCAUUCAUGGGCCUCAUUCAGUGUUCACUCCAGUAGCCUAAAAUACCUCUGGAAAUGUACACACUACUUGACCCCACUGCAAAUGUCCAGAGAGUGCACAGCGUGCAUCUGCUUUUGUUAAGGUCCACAUGGGCAGCUGAGGGUCCAUGAAGGAGAAUGAAAAUGUGAACAUUAAAUGAAUAUCACUGAAUACAUUUUUACUCCUAAGCGCAUGGCAGAAAGAGAAAUCAUACAUAGCUUGAAGAAGCUCAACAUCUCAGGAGGAAAGACCCCUUUAUUCAGAGUAUCCUACCAUGGGCUGUGUAAUGACAGCUGUGGAGAGCAGCAGAAUGGGGUAUGGCAUGCUGGAGGAGCAGGCGCGCUAACUGGAGUGUGAGCAGGGCCACUGCUCUGAAGUGCAGUAACUGGUGCAGGAGGGGAAGAAGGUGAACGUUCUAGGAAGGAGGCACAGCAAAAGCAAAGGUUUGGUGGCAGAAAAGAGCAACCACGAGCGUCCAGAGAGCAGAGAAUUAGAGAAGCAGGGCUUGUGAGAAGUUGUAGAAGUGUUAAAGUCAAAAUCACACAAGGGACCAUGUGCCCAGUGAAGGAAAGGUCAUAAACAGGGUUUUGUUUUUCAUAAGUUACUCUCAGGGACUGGGAUGGAGUAAGGGGAUGCAGUACAGCGCAGAAAAGCGUGAUGGCCACUGGCAUGAGGGGCAGGAUGCAGUGCGGGGGGAGCGAGCUACUUGUUUUCGGAGUCAAACCUGACAAGGCUCUAAUACUGAGAGCAGAAGACACCUAGAGUGAGACUUGGGUUUUGUUUGCUGCUCGGUCCAUGGGUGUCCCUCUCAGGAAGUUAGCAGCCACACCCUAGUGAAGAUCAUAAGAAGGAAAAUGGCCACAUGAGUCUGGACUUUACUUGUGAGCUCUGGAUUCCAGUGAUAAAUUUAGGAAUCAUCUAGAUGGAGAUUGCGAUGAACAUUUUUAGUAUGAGUGAGAUUGUCUAAGGGAGAAAAUGGCAUAAAGAAGCAAAGCCUGAAAGUUUGAGAACGAGUUUUCAAGGACUCUAGUAUUUAAUGGUGAGCUGGAGGGAUAUUGGAGAAGGAAGGAAGAAAGGAAGGAAAGAAGAAAGGAAGAAAUAAGGAAGGAAAGGAGGGUGGGAGGAAGGGAGGGAGAAAGGGAAGGAAGGAGGGAAACGUAGAAGGAAAAGUAAGAGAGCAUGAUAUUAAGAUAGGGAAAGAAAGCGAGAAUGUGUUUCCAAAAGGAGCGCAUACUCACUGCUGUUGAGUCUGCACAUCAGGCCAGAUGAGCCGUGAGUAGAAAACAGAAAGCAGAGCGCUGCUGGGAAGUCUAGGUGUGGAGGCCGAAAAGAGAUGAGAAAGUAGCUGCAGAAGGGCACCGGAUAAGGAAGAGUUUCAACAUGCAUGUUUCAGACUGAUGAAGGGAAUGAGUGGUGGCAGAAAGCUGCAUGUGGAGAAGAACAAAGCCUAAAUGAAUGGGAAGUUCCCGAGAAGGACACAGGCAGGGCGCAUUGGGACCUGAGGCCCAGUUAGGAGGGGGACGGCAGAGGGAAUGGGGACAGCUUCUGCCUUUUCACCGACCAUUCAAGGUCAGGUCCAGGUCCACCAGCAGACCGUCUUGCCUAUUUCUGAGCAGUUAUUCCCCUCUUUUCCUUCCCUGACUCUUAUUCCUUUCUCAUCUGUCACCUUCAGUUGCUUUUGCAAACAAGCUUGAUUUCUCCCUACGCCUCCCAACGAGAUUGGGAUUAACAUUUUUAGCAUGAAUGAGAUUGUUUUUCCUCCAAAUAAGCCAUCCUGAAAGUACAGAAAGCUAAGAUUUCCCACCAGUCUGCCCAUCAGCAAUGAGGGGGAGUGAAGGCUGAGCAUUGGGGAAAAGGUCUUUCACGAUGUGUUAGAAUAAAAUUUUAACAUAUGCUUGUUUAUUGGGUUAUUUAACAAUCAUUUAUAAAUAACUGAUACAAAGAGGAAGGCAGACAUAAAUAAACCCAUUUUUUUUUUAAACUGAGACCUGUAACAUGUUUCAAACAACACGUGCUAUAAAGAGAAGCAGAUAGCCUGUGCAGUGAAUGUGUAUUGAACAUUGGUGUGCACCACGCAUUAAGUAAAUAAAAUAAAAGUCCCUCCACUUGUGAAGAUGGAGAUGGCCCCGGGAUUCUCUGUUCCACCUUCUUCCUGGCACUGGUGACUGCCCUGCAGCCCGGCCUCCUGUGCAGGUCCCUUGUCCUUUCAUUGAGGAGGUCACUCCCAGGCUCUCCAGGUGUUCCACUUUACAAAGAAUUUUGCACAGAAAGAAAAGAAAUGUAUCAAAAUGUCAUUGGUGAGUCUUUAUUGAAAGAGCAUAGAAAGUAUUUUUAACAUUUCAAAGGGAUGGUCUAGUCUAUUCCUCUCAACUGUCUUUCUGCUCUGUGAGAGGUUACCCUAAGUGUUUUUUACUUUUUUUGACAU